UUCAUGAACACGCUCAUUCCCAAUAUUCUAGAAUUCGUCGCACUGCCUUUGUACGGUCUCUCUGUCUUUUGGGUUCAUGUAUACAUGGACCAAGCCAACCGGUGCAGGGUCUUGGAAAGCAUGCAAUAUAUGGCCGGAUAGCGAUCUGGACACUACUUCCCAAGGGUUGAAUAUACGCAUUGGACUGGUAAUACCUGCCUAUCUGACCGGAGAGCAUGACCGACGUUGCAGAUGGCGCAGGUACAAGAAGGCGGGUGCCGCCACGGUCGCAUUCCAACUUCGCUGCACGCACUGCGAGAGAUGAUGCCGCCCAGCUAGACCGGAACUCGACUGUGUUCCCGUCACCAUCCAAUGAAGAAACACCACUUCUGGCUCAGUAUGCACGCUUGCACACGCAAGAUGGAACCCAGGGCGCGGGGCCGGCGCAAGAACGGGAUCAUGGAACUGAUUCUAUGAGGGGCUGGUUUUCCAGAGCCUGGCGCUCCGCUCUUUUCCACCACAAUGACGAUUCCCCCGAAAGCAAACGAGCACAGUCCGCGAAACCACGUCCUGGCGCUUUCCCAAGGCCUGUUGGAGGUACAACUAAGCUUGGGACCUUCAAUGGCGUCUUUGUUCCCGUAACUCUAAAUGUCCUUUCUAUUCUGAUGUUCUUGCGUUUCGGCUUCAUCCUCGGACAGGCUGGUGUUCUUGGCAUGUUGGGUAUGCUCAUUUCGUGCUAUGCUAUCAAUCUUUUAACAACCAUGUCAAUCUCCGCUAUAGCUACGAACGGCACAGUAAGAGGCGGAGGUGCUUACUAUCUGAUCUCGCGCAGUUUGGGCCCAGAGUUUGGGGGUUCAAUUGGCAUUGUCUUCUAUCUCGGCAUGGUAUUCAACACGAGUCUGAACGCAGUCGGUCUCAUUGACUGCUUCAUAGACAACUUUGGGCUCCAUGAUGGCAGCUGGGCGCACUGGAUGCGUCAAGGCUUCUGGUGGCAGUACAUUUGGGCCACCCUCGUACUGAUUGCGUGCACGUGCAUAUGUCUGGCCGGUAGCGGAAUUUUUGCUCGGUGCAGCAAUGGUUUGCUGGUGAUUCUCCUCCUUGCCACCUUCAGCAUUCCCUUCUCUGCUUUCGUCGUAAGCCCCUUUGAGAAUCGGACACAAGGCAUCAGGUACACUGGCUUGAGUUGGGACACUUUCCGGGGAAACUUGAUGCCACGCUUCACACGCGGAGCAGCUGGCAGUCAAAUCAAUGGCAAAGAGAAUUUUCAGGACCUGUUUGGCAUCCUCUUUCCAGCAACGGGUGGUAUUUUUGCCGGUGCCAGCAUGUCCGGCGACCUUAAGCAUCCGAGCAAAGCAAUCCCUAAAGGCACGCUGAGCGGCCUUGCCCUUACCUUUUUCUCAUAUGCAAUCGUAAUCCUCGCAAUGGCGGCGACCACCACUCGAGCAUCAUUUGUCAACAACACUAAUGUCAUUCAACUUACGAAUUUAUCCGGAGUUGUCAUAUUAUUAGGAGAGUUUGCGACCUCGGCCUUUUCCGUCCUGAUGGGCGUAAUUGGCUCGGCCAAGUUGCUCCAGGCAUUGGCUCGCGACCAUCUGAUACCGGGACUCUCUAUAUUUGGUCAAGGGACACGGAAGUCUGACGACCCGACAUACGCCAUCUUUCUCACAUACCUCCUCGCUCAGCUCACCAUGCUUUCCGAUAUCAACCAGAUUGCGUCAUUCAUUACGAUGACUUAUCUCAUGACCUUUCUGGUCACCAAUCUUGCCUGUUUCCUUUUGAAGAUUGGGUCAGCCCCUAACUUCCGUCCAUCCUUUCAUUUCUUUAACUGGCAGACCGCAGCAAUUGGGGCAGUUGCCAGCGGUGCCACCAUGUUCUUCGUGGAUGGCAUCUACGCAUCUGGCUGCGUUGCUCUGCUGAUGGUCAUCUUUUUGCUCAUUCACUACACCACACCCCCGAAGCCCUGGGGAGAUGUGAGCCAAAGCUUGAUUUAUCAUCAAGUGCGCAAAUAUCUGCUUAGACUUCGUCAAGAGCACGUCAAGUUUUGGAGACCGCAGAUUUUGCUCAUCGUCAACGAUCCCAGACGGCAGUACAAGCUGAUUCAAUUCUGCAACUCAUUGAAGAAAGGCGCUUUAUUCGUUUUAGGGCACGUCAUCGUAUCUCAGGACUUUGCCUCUGCGGUACCAGAAGUGCGGCGACAGCAACAAGCUUGGACGAAGUACAUCGAUUUUUCCAGGAUCAAGGCCUUCAUCAACAUUGUUAUUUCGCCUGCUGUGGAAUGGGGUGCUAGAAACAUUGUUCUUGCUGCUGGACUUGGGGGUAUGAGGCCGAAUAUUGUUGUCAUGGGAUUCUACAAUCUUGGGGAGUUGAGAGACUCGAGAGUGGUCGACGUGCCCUCCUCUCAGCCAUCUCGUCCUGCUAAUAAAGCGCAGAAUCCUCCCACGGUACAGACUGUAGGUGCAGCCGCUAACCGGCGAGCUCCGGACAGACCGGCAAGCGCUCUUCCCACGGAUUCCAUUAAGUUAGAAAAUGCAUUGUCUAUCCAAAGUUACGUCACGAUCGUUGAAGAUCUCAUUCUUCGGCUCCAAAUCAACGUUGCCAUUGCCAGAGGGUUCCAGGAUCUGGAAGUUCCAACACCCAAGCUUUCUAGGAGGCAAAAGCUUCUCAGUGUACUUGGACUUGGAAAGCCCGAGGAAGAACCGUCCAAGAGGUACAUUGAUAUGUGGCCCAUUCAGAUGUCCGCCGAGAUCGCCACAGCGGGAGACGAUCCAACGCAAAAAAGUGCGCUUACUACCAACUUUGACACCUAUACGUUGAUUCUACAACUCGGCUGUAUACUGAACACUGUUCCUUCCUGGAAGCGCACGUACAAGCUACGCGUCUGCGUUUUCGUCGAGUAUGAGAGCGAUGUGGAAGAAGAGCGAGGUCGCGUCACCACGUUACUCCGGAACCUCAGAAUAGAAGCAGAGGUACUGGUAUUCUGGCUAGCAAGUGGCGAGUUAAAGAUGUACGAGGUAAUCAUUAAUGGAAGUCAAGCGGAGGACUGCAUGCAGGCGAGGACCGAUGCGAAUGAUGCACUUCAAGAGGAAGAAUGGUGGAAAGACAUGCAGCGUCUGCGCCAGACUGGCGACAUCAGUUCAAGUGAAGAGUUAACAAAUGCCAAAGGUCUUCUCGAGAGGGUCAAUAAUUGGCCAGCGGGGAAUUUUCAGUUUGGCAGAACGGACUCCAAACCAAGGCGAUUUGCCCAGCUUCGAAACUUCGUACGAAGGAAACACAGAACAUCAGUGGCUAGUGUUCUUGAAGCCGGCUUGAAAAUGGGCAUGCGUAGUCAACUGCUUCCAGCGCAUUUUCUGUCGGACAGCGACUCUUCGUCUAGUGAAGAAGGGAGCGAUGCACUUGAUGAAGCAGUACACACGGACAGUGAACCAGCAACAGACAACGGCCUGGCCGAGUACGACCUUGACGCUUCGGAUGAGGAGCAGUCUGACAGUCCAUCUACUGGGACUGGAAGAGCUAGGAGUACGAGUGCCACGAUGGGAAGCGUACCUUUCAUCGGUAAAAGACUCAGCCUGCGGAAAUCCUUGUUCAGGGACGAGCAGGGCUAUCAAAAACAAAGGCUGGAAGUGGGUACGCCAUCUUCAAGCCGCGCCACCGUAUCGGCAUCCCACACAGCGCUUCUUGCCUCCAAAGCUUCACCUAGCAUUUCUUCCGCCUCCCUAUCGUCAGGGUCGAAAGCUGCGGCUACGCCUCGUCCCAUCCGGCAACAAUCGAUGCCCAAGUUCACAUCGAAACCGCAUCCUCUCAUAGCCGCCGCGCCUGAGGAGACAGCUGAGUCAUCGGUCAUGUUUGUUGAAUCUCCAUCCGCAGAAGCAGCCAGAAAGCAAGAUCCAAUGACAGCCUACAUUCCAGUAGAACCCAGACCUGGCAUAACGCCCGCACAUGCCUCAUCGCCUGCUCCUACAAUGCAAACCGGCCAAGCCGGUGACGGCAUAAGUCAAGCUCAAGCUCAAGCUCAACCCGCAACUGGCUAUCCUCUCCAAAGUGCCAUCCCUCUCUCCUUCAAUGACCUCCCCUGCCGCGCCCAACAUCUUAUUCUGAACGAGCUGAUUCGUCAGAACUCGGAAGACACCGCCGUCGUGUUCACAACGCUGCCGAGUCCUGUUGAGGGCACGUGCGAGAGCGAGACGGAGAGUGUCAAGUAUAUCAGUGACUUGGAGGUGUUGUGUUUGGGGCUGCCGCCGGUGCUAUUGGUGCAUAGUAAUAGUAUGACGGUGACCAUGAAUCUUUGAGGGUGCUUGGUGAGGGUGGGGGGACGUCGAGGUUUGUGGGGUCAAGCAGGGCCAGGGUUGGCUCAUGAUGAUGGCUUAGGUGUUUUGUUCGGGGCUCACGACGAGAUCGCAAUACGGUGAUGCUUGUUUACCCGACUUUCGACUAUGGUCGUCGUACCAGUAGACUCCGUUUCGUCCUGUCUCUGCUUCCU
Westerdykella ornata is the source of this 4456-nucleotide messenger RNA. RefSeq lists its product as uncharacterized. The coding region runs from base 216 to 4265 and encodes 1349 amino acids. The record is from RefSeq and is a predicted model, not a curated record. The transcript has 5 exons. Gene Ontology annotation, biological process: potassium ion homeostasis; potassium ion import across plasma membrane; chloride ion homeostasis. Gene Ontology annotation, cellular component: membrane. NCBI's taxonomy places the organism in Eukaryota, Fungi, Ascomycota, Dothideomycetes, Pleosporales, Sporormiaceae. Gene Ontology annotation, molecular function: potassium:chloride symporter activity.